Cylicocyclus nassatus is the source of this 1019-nucleotide messenger RNA. The record is from the annotation of a GenBank genome assembly. NCBI's taxonomy places the organism in Eukaryota, Metazoa, Nematoda, Chromadorea, Rhabditida, Strongylidae.
CCUGUAAUACUGGAUACUCUGCUAUGGGCACUAAAUUCGCUAUUUGUAAGAAAGGAUCAUGGACACCUCCAUCGGUUGGCGAUUGCAAUCCUGCAGCGGCUCAUGCACCACCCAAAUCGCCCACGCAGUGCUUUAACCCAGUUACGACUGUCAACAAUGGAGUGAUCAAAUAUAGCAAUGACCAGCAGUCUGGUCCUUGGCCUCAAGGCUCGACGGCGUCACUCAUGUGUAAUGCUGGAUAUUUACCAAAAGGCCCCACAAUCAGCACAUGCUCUGGCAACGGCCAAUUCUUGCCUGAAGCACUUGGGCCUUGUGUGUCGACAUUGCAAGGCGAUGCUCCGGAACUUCCUUGUCCUGAUCUUAAUGUCGUAGGAGGAACUGUAACAUACAGUAAUGGUGGAUCACUUCCACAUCUAAGGGGUACAAGAGCGACAUUGUUUUGUAAUCUCGGUUACACUCUGUCGGGUUUGCCUACGGUCACUUGUCAGGAAGGCAAAUGGUCCCCGUCUCCAGGUCUGGGAAGCUGUUUGAUGAAUACACUACAAGCUUUACCUGUAGCGCCAGUGUUGGUACAACACGGAGUUCCAGCAGUUGGGGAAUCUUGCCCAACUCCUGUUGCGUCACCGUUUGGAGAGAUUACAUUCUCGAAAAGCUCCCAGGCGAGCGGAUUCCCGCCGGGAACGACUGCAGCUCUGCGUUGUUUUAUGGGAAGACACAUCACGGGACCUUCGUUUGCCACCUGUCACCGAGGAGUUUUCCGGCCACCUUUGGGAAAAUGCACUGACGAUAGGGAGAAUGGCCUUCCCGGUGUAUGUCUUCCUUUGGUCCCCCCAGCCAACGGCAGGAUCACUUAUAUCCAAUCUGGGAAGCUGGAUAACUUUGAAGUGGGUACAACAGCACUGCUCUACUGCUUGGAAUCGUACGCAGUUACGGGACAAGCAACAGCUGUUUGUACGAAGGACGGUUGGCAGCCUUCGAGUGGCUUGGGAGAAUGUGACCCAGUGACAAGAACAUUUUGA